Messenger RNA from Cuscuta epithymum, 482 nucleotides. The record is from the annotation of a GenBank genome assembly. Lineage: Eukaryota; Viridiplantae; Streptophyta; Magnoliopsida; Solanales; Convolvulaceae.
AAACAAUUCGAUCAAAAGAAUGAACCGUUCUUCUCAUCGAUGCUUUGAAUCCAACAUCAAUAUUUUCAUGGCUAUUUUGGGCAUUGCCAUUAUAUUGAUAUUACAACAAGGUGCUGCAACAUCAAAGGCUAAAGAAGAAGUGUUGGUCUAUGACAAUGAUCCCUGCACGGCAACACCUUGUAACAGAACUGAGGAUUGCUACUCUGCAUGUUCACAAAAGGCUAAAGGAUGGGUUCCAUGGGGCUGCUUUAGCUUUAAGAAGCAAGAUCCACCUAUGUGUUGUUGCCAACCACCAGUAUGAUUAAUUGCUAUCCGAUCCCGGCCAAAUGAUAUACUAGUAUAUUCAUGGGUUCUUUCUUCCAAUGCAUUUUUGAAUUGAAUCAAAGUCUAGAAACAUUUUAAUUUACCACCAAGUGUAUGUGUUCAAUCGAUCUUCUAGAGAUGUAAGUCGGGGUGUGAUUGAGGUCUGGCUCCAAUAAUUU